AUGAUGAUGAUGUCUCUGAACAGCAAGCAGCCCUUCAGCAUGCCCCACGGCAGCGGCAGCCUGCACGAGCCCAAGUACUCGGCGCUGCACACCGCCUCCCCCUGCACCUCCGCCGCCGCCGCCCCCUCGGCCAGCUCCCCCAGCAGCACCAGCAGCGGGGCCGGCAGGAGCAGCACCAGCACCAGCAGCAGCUCGGAGGCGAUGAGGCGAGCCUGCCUCCCAACCCCCCCGAGCAAUAUAUUCGGCGGUCUGGAUGAGAGUUUGCUGGCCCGCGCUGAAGCCCUGGCGGCGGUGGAUAUAGUUUCCCAGACCAAGAGCCACCAUCAUCACCCGCCUCAUCACAGCCCCUUCAAGCCGGACGCUACUUACCACACCAUGAACACCAUCCCUUGCACCUCUGCUGCCUCCUCCUCGUCGGUGCCCGUUUCCCACCCGUCGGCCCUGUCCGGCACUCACCACCACCACCACCACCAUCACCACCACCACCACCAGCCUCACCAGGCUUUGGAAGGGGAGCUUUUAGACCACAUCACUCCAGGGCUGGCGCUGGGGGCCAUGACCGGACCCGACGGUUCGGUGGUCUCCACGCCAGCCCAUGCUCCUCACAUGGCCAGUAUGAACCCUAUGCACCAGGCGGCUCUAAGCAUGGCCCAUGCCCACGGGCUGCCUUCUCACAUGGGAUGCAUGAGCGAUGUGGACGCAGACCCCCGGGAUUUAGAAGCUUUUGCGGAGAGGUUCAAGCAGAGGAGGAUCAAGCUCGGAGUGACCCAGGCAGAUGUGGGAUCUGCCCUGGCCAACUUGAAGAUCCCAGGGGUAGGCUCACUGAGCCAAAGCACCAUCUGCAGGUUUGAGUCUCUUACCUUGUCCCACAAUAACAUGAUCGCCCUCAAACCCAUCCUGCAAGCCUGGCUAGAAGAAGCAGAGAAAUCUCACCGGGAGAAGCUCACCAAACCAGAGCUCUUCAACGGAGCAGAGAAGAAGAGAAAGCGCACCUCUAUCGCUGCACCUGAGAAGAGGUCCUUGGAAGCCUAUUUUGCCAUCCAGCCACGUCCUUCCUCGGAAAAAAUAGCGGCCAUCGCAGAGAAACUGGACCUCAAGAAGAACGUGGUCCGGGUCUGGUUCUGUAAUCAGAGACAGAAACAGAAACGAAUGAAAUAUUCCGCUGGGAUUUAA
This is a messenger RNA of Mauremys mutica (yellowpond turtle), 1173 nucleotides long. RefSeq names its product POU class 4 homeobox 2 (gene POU4F2). Gene Ontology annotation, biological process: regulation of transcription by RNA polymerase II. Gene Ontology annotation, molecular function: DNA-binding transcription factor activity, RNA polymerase II-specific; RNA polymerase II cis-regulatory region sequence-specific DNA binding. Bases 1 to 1173 code for a protein of 390 amino acids. The transcript has 2 exons. The record is from RefSeq and is a predicted model, not a curated record. NCBI's taxonomy places the organism in Eukaryota, Metazoa, Chordata, Testudines, Geoemydidae.